Plectropomus leopardus (leopard coralgrouper) is the source of this 2897-nucleotide messenger RNA. RefSeq names its product gamma-aminobutyric acid type A receptor subunit zeta, b (gene gabrzb). Lineage: Eukaryota; Metazoa; Chordata; Actinopteri; Perciformes; Serranidae. The record is from RefSeq and is a predicted model, not a curated record. Gene Ontology annotation, molecular function: transmembrane signaling receptor activity; extracellular ligand-gated monoatomic ion channel activity. Gene Ontology annotation, biological process: monoatomic ion transmembrane transport. Gene Ontology annotation, cellular component: membrane.
CGGAUCAGCAGGUGCUGUGUUUGACAAAAACUGGAUGGAAGUCACGGUCACAGCAGUACCGAUCUGACGGGAAAUUCUAACGGUGCGGACUCCUUAUUCGCAGGAUGCGCUGACAUAUAUGAAAUGCUCGCUGCGAUCGGAAAUUCCAGAUAAACUCCACCUGGCGUCUCCACUCCUUCGGUAGCCAUGGCUUUCUUUGUAUCUGGGGGGACUGUGUUCACCAUCCUCCUCAUUAGUAGGUUGUUAGAGAGCUCGUUGCUCAACGCAGAAGUGAAGGAGGGAGAGAUCCUGCCUCCUACCAUUCAGAGGCUGAUGAAAGGAUACAACAAGUACCUCAGGCCUUUCUUUGACAAUGGUCCUGUAACGGUGGGCAUGAGCCUGGACAUCGCCAGCAUUGACACCAUCUCAGAGAUCAACAUGGACUACACCGCCACCAUAUUCCUCCGACAACGCUGGACGGACGAGCGCUUGGUGUUUGAGGGUAACAAGAGCCUAAGCCUUGACGGGCGGCUGGUGGAGCUCCUCUGGGUCCCCGACACCUUCAUCGUCGACUCCAAGAAGUCUUUCCUCCAUGACAUCACCGUGGCCAACAGGCUGAUACGCAUCUUCCCCAACGGGACCGUGCUUUACGCUCUGAGGAUCACCACCACUGUGGCUUGCAACAUGGAUCUGACGAAGUACCCCAUGGACAAGCAGACCUGCACGCUACAACUGGAGAGCUGGGGCUACAACGUCAAUGAUGUCAUGUUCUACUGGACCAGAGGAAAUGAGUCUGUCAGUGGGUUGGACACCCUACAGCUGGCUCAGUACACAGUGGAGGACCACUACACAUCUGUCUCAGAGGCCGUUUAUGAAACCGGCAAUUACCCAAAGCUGGUCUUCCAUUUUGAGCUGAAGAGGAGCAUUCUGUACUUCAUCCUGGAGACUUACGUCCCUUCCAGCCUGCUUGUUGUCCUCUCAUGGGUUUCCUUUUGGAUUUCCUUGUCCUCUGUUCCAGCUCGUAUUUGUAUAGGAGUGACCACAGUACUAACUAUGACCACUCUGAUGAUGGGAGCCCGGACGUCACUGCCCAACGCUAACUGCUUCAUCAAGGCCAUUGAUGUUUACUUGGGAAUCUGCUUCAGUUUUAUCUUCGGAGCACUCAUUGAGUACGCCGUGGCCCACUUCUGCACCCUCACUCACAGCGACUCACACAUAUUCAUGUACGGUCACCACAUGCACGACCUGGACGAUGAAGUGAACGGCAUCAUCACCACCAUCGCUAAUCACAACAGGGCCAAGAGACGCAAAGAGGCUGCUGCGACUCCCGCCCCGGCCCCCGCCUCCCUAGAACUCACUGUCAGCCCGUCCAGCCCCUCGGGCAGUGAGCCUAAGCCCGAGGCGUCGCCCCCGGAGCACACCAACUGGUGCCUCACUGCUCUGGCCACCGUCCGCAAAGUGCUCCGCUCCAUAAAUUGCUGUCACGUGGAGAACCCCCACCACAUAGACAACUAUUCCAGAGUCACCUUCCCCCUCUCUUUUGUCAUGGUCAACCUGCUCUACUGGACAUAUUAUCUGUACUUCUAGCAUCCGCCUGAGCGCAGCAUGCGUCCCAGAGAGUGUGAGACAGAAAGUGUAUGUAGACAAGAAGUGUAUUUUACUGUAUGUAUGUACACUAAGUGUUAUUUAGGUGUGUUUCGAGAUGAGUGUGUAAAAUUUCUGCAUUUGGAUUCACGAGCGAAGUAGCAUACUCACAGGGUCGUCUUUGGGUAAAAGUAAUGCUUGUUAUUACAGCUCCAUUUUUAAAAUUGUGUACUCCAACUAAGGGAUUGCUUGAAAUUUUAAACAGCGGUGAGAUUUGAACAUUGCUCACAAAGAAAAACUUGGCCAGUUUGCAUCUUUUUGGCUGUAGUAUAUCCAUUUUUAGUAUAUCACCAUGCAGGUUGUUACUGCUGGACACUCCAAAGAUGGAGCUGUAAUUUAAGGCUUUAUGGCGGAAUAUGCCAGUAUUGCUGAGGGAGAGCAGCCCAUUCCACUUUCAUUCCCUGUUGUGAUGGAUUGAUUAUUGAACUUUACAACUUCAUCUUCCAUUUCUGCCUGCAGGUACAACAUUUAGAGGGAAACAGCAAAAAUAAUGGAUGGGAGAAGAGAGACGAGGGAGUAAAUAACUCAACGAGGAGAGUGUGUUUAAAACGAUAAACCAGUCUCCCAAGGACGAUCGCCUCCGUUCGCUGUUGAGAUCUCUCUUUCUUCUGUGUCCUUCUAUGAGUUAUUUUGAAUUCACUGAGCAGCGCUGACUCUUUCUGCUUGUGUUUAUUUUUUCAUCGACACUAUAAAUGUAGUGGCCUUUGAUCCCUGCAGUUGUAUUCUGGAAAUCUGGUCACCAUGAACAGUGUUAUGGCACUUGUCAUCUCACAAGUCUGUUCUGCAGAUUCACGAGGAAGGAAAUGAAACUACAUGAUGAUGAAUAAUAAAUUACAUGGCAUAAAUAUAACACCAUUAAAUUAAUGAUCAAAUGAGUAGUGGUGAAAUAUAGAUACGUUCUGAAAUAAUUAAAUAUUAAACCUCAACUAGUUAUUGUAACUUAUUUUUGUGAAGGGGACCUACUAUGCUUCUCUGUAUUUUCUUGUCUUGUGUAUAGUGGUAAAAUUUCGGGUGUUUGUAUCCAGUGUGGCCAAAGUUUCAAAUAAUGAGGUCAGUAUAAUCCCUGUUAGAAAAAACCCAAGGUUUCCUACCUUUCUGAACACUGUUUCCAACAUUUUUCCUACUCUGGCUGCAGAAUGAUGUCAUAGUGUGACACAUUUCUUUACGUUGUCAUCUGCUCCAAGUCUAGUGCAUGUAAGUGUUUACACUGCAACAUUACGCUACUUUCUUACAUCAUGAAAACAUGUCAAGCUAGUGGCCAAUGUUCUUUUUUU